UGCUUGGUGAGAUGGAGAAGGACCCAAAGCUGGUUUAUCACACCGGUCUGACUCCAGCCAAACUACCGGACCUGGUUGAGAACAACCCUCUGGUGGCCAUCGAGAUGCUCCUGAAGCUGAUGUCCUCCAGCCAGAUCACGGAGUAUUUCUCUGUCCUGGUCAACAUGGACAUGUCGCUGCACUCCAUGGAGGUGGUCAACAGGUUAACCACAGCGGUGGAUCUUCCUCCUGAGUUCAUCCAUCUCUACAUCUCCAACUGCAUCUCCACCUGUGAGCAGAUCAAAGACAAGUACAUGCAGAACCGUCUGGUGCGUCUGGUGUGCGUCUUCCUCCAGUCCCUCAUCAGGAAUAAGAUCAUUAAUGUUCAGGAUCUGUUCAUCGAGGUGCAGGCCUUCUGCAUCGAGUUCAGCCGAAUCCGUGAGGCCGCCGGUCUCUUCCGCCUCCUCAAGACUCUGGAUAACGGAGAGAUGCCAGCCGAGGGCAAGACGGCCAAAUGAGCUCAAGGACUAAAGCUGAGUCUCUCCUCUAUUAAAGCACACGAGUUCAGCCUUUCAGCGCACAGACUGAACGGCGUACGAACUCCAUCUGUUUUCUCUUCCUAUCUUUACAACAUGUGCUCCACUAUCGUGACCUGUUUUGAUCCCAAACACCUGUAUUUUUUGUCCAUUAAAGUGAUGGUUGCGUACACGUUCUCAGAC
This is a messenger RNA of Sinocyclocheilus grahami, 698 nucleotides long. RefSeq names its product CCR4-NOT transcription complex subunit 11-like. The transcript is spliced from 3 exons. The coding region runs from base 12 to 497 and encodes 161 amino acids. Lineage: Eukaryota; Metazoa; Chordata; Actinopteri; Cypriniformes; Cyprinidae. The record is from RefSeq and is a predicted model, not a curated record. Gene Ontology annotation, cellular component: CCR4-NOT complex.